Molecule: messenger RNA, 360 nt
Organism: Paramecium sonneborni
Lineage: Eukaryota; Ciliophora; Oligohymenophorea; Peniculida; Parameciidae
Source: the annotation of a GenBank genome assembly
UUUAUAAAUAUGAGCACAGUUUAAGAAAGGUUUGAUCUUAUUUAGAAAUUUAUCAAAUCACCUGGUACAGGAGGGAAAGAGUUAGAUAAUUCAUAAAAAUUGUAGCUUUAUGCUCUAUUUAAACAAGUAUCAUAAAUUUUUAUUUUUAGAUUUCUGAAGGGCCUUGCAAAGGUUCAGCUCCAAGCAAAUUAAAAGUAGUGGAGAGAGCUAAAUAUGAUGCUUGGAAAAAGCUAGGAAACAUUUCUAAAGAAAAAGCUCAGGAACAAUACAUAAAAGUAAUUGAAAGUGUUUGGCCAAAAUGGAAUGAAAAAGCAAAACUUUGAUCAAUAACACAUAUAAAUUUAAAACAUAGGAUGUUGU